ACAAAAAAUUACGUAGUGAAAUUUGAAUAGAUAUUAUAUCUACCUAAUUUUGAUUAUACUUUUGUCCAUACUCCAUUAUAAUUUAUAGCACGAAUAAGGAUAUUUUACCUAUCUACGACUAUAUAUUAUUGUUCUGUACAAUAACUGAGUAUAGCCACGGCUCUAUCUAAAGCCGUGAAUAUAACCGUGGAUUUUAGCCUUUAGGUAAUAGAAUUUUGAAGAAUUACGACAAAUUGUGUUUAUUGUUGGAAAAUGACAACCAAAGUAUUUAUUGAAGAACAUUUAGAUAAAUAUCUGAAAAGUUUAGCUAAAGGACAGUUGUUCAUUCCAGGAGUAAUUAUUGGACAAGUCAUAGGUAACAACUAUCAUGUGGUCCACUUAUCAGCAAUGACCAUAUGGAAUGAAGACAUACAAAAUAAUAAAAUUGAUGUUCUAUCCUACAAAACUCUUUCUGAUCUUUUAGCCAAUAGUGAUACAAUAUUCCAAAAGUCUUUAGAAGUAGCGACGUUAUUACCAGGAGGUUCACAUGUACUUGGUUUAUUUUUUAUUGUUCCACAAGAUUUGAAAAGUAUUCAACCCAUAGAUAUUGAUUUUUAUGAAUUCAAUAAUGAAUUAAAUGAAAAUUUAUUAUACAAAAAAACCAAUGAAACAUGGAAUUACUUGAUGUUAAACUAUUCAACUGUUAACAAAAAAUCAUAUUGUUACUCAGUUGAUUUCAACCGUGUAAAUGGUCCUGAAAAAACAACUUAUAAGACAGUAGAUGCAGUUUUUGGAUCAUUUAAUAAUGAUUGGGUAACUCUUAUUGGAACAUUUAAUUUUGGAGCAUUAGAAAGACUAAAUGUAGGUGGUGGACCAAAAGCUUUAUUUUCUAUUCGUGAUAGUUUAUUAGAUAAAUUUGAAUCUGUAUUAAAUAAAUCAGUCUAUACAUUUAAUGGAUGUGUAUGCGAUGAAAAUAAAACCCUUAAAGAUGUUGAAUGUGAUGAAAUUGAUAAUUUAUUGAAAAAUGUUGUUAAGAUUGAAUUUUACAGAGAGGUUGAUUUGGGUAAUGAAUGUAAAAAUGCUUCACUUAAGGUAAAAAGAGGAAAGGGGAAGAUUUUGAUGUCUGGCCUAUGCAGUAUAGCAGUACCAUUUAAUCGUAAUGGUACAAUUAAGGAUGCUAUAAAGGCUAUUCAUGAAGAUGCCAUGCAGACAUUUGCAACUCGUUUAAAAAUGCAUUUGGAAUCAAUGGUCGAAGAGGAAUCUCUUGAAGAAGAAGAUGGAGAUGCAAAUAUUGUACAUGAAACUCCUCGUCGAAUAUUAAUUAUAAAGACUGAAGGUUCUAGAUUUGCAUUUAGUGAUUAUGUAUUUCCUGGCGAAACUUCCCAAGAAGCAUUAUAUGUGGCUGGAGAAAUAUUGAAUCUUCCUGAAGACAAAAUAGAAUUAUACGAUGUGUUGGAAAAAGGACGACAUUCAUAUUAUGAGACACUGCCAGACAUUGAUAGUAGUCCACCACAAGAUGCAAGUACUUCAACGUCAAAUAAUGGGCUAAUUUAUUUCACGUGGUUCGCUUUGAUAUUGGCUAUCUUAGCAUAUGUUAUCAAACAAAUUUUUGUGUGAGAUAUAUUAAUGGGAAGCUAAUUUAACUGUACAAAAUAACAUUCCUUAAUUUAUUAUUUUAUUUUUUUAAUGUUUAUUAUAAAAAUUGUUGAAAUUAA
Molecule: messenger RNA, 1694 nt
Organism: Acyrthosiphon pisum (pea aphid)
Lineage: Eukaryota; Metazoa; Arthropoda; Insecta; Hemiptera; Aphididae
Product: protein odr-4 homolog
Exons: 10
Coding region: 253-1596 (447 amino acids)
Biological process (GO): intracellular protein localization
Cellular component (GO): endomembrane system
Source: RefSeq, a predicted model, not a curated record